CUCACUUAUACCAAAAUAAAACAUAUCUCUGCAACGUUCUUUUUUAUUACAAUUAAAAGAAAAAUAAAGGAUGAAAAAAAUAAAUUAUAUGAAUGUGAUCAUCCAUCGCAAGGUAGAUAAAGUUGCCAUUGUCGCUCCGGCUGUCAUUUGCAUAGGUCGGGGACCGGAUAAGAAGAACUCGUUUCCGUUAUUUGAGUUAUUUUUCAAACACAAAAAGGUGGUUGGAAAAGGUGAUAACAUUUGGUAUAAUAUCCAUGUGCAGGAUUUAAACAAGCUCUAUUUGCUAUUAGCCGAAUCUAUCGUGAACGGUGACUUACGCGCCACCUGGAACGAAGAAAAAUGGUAUUACCUAACAGAAUAUUGGUUUUUAUGUGAAUCGAGAAAUGCUGCAGAUGGCUGCCAAGGUCUCAUACAAGAGAGGCUUUAUUCGGCCGCCAGGUGUAGAAUACAUGACUGUAGAGGAAAGCGAAAGGAGGCUACUAGGCUGGGAACCCAACAUGCCAAGCUUUAA
This is a messenger RNA of Schizosaccharomyces cryophilus OY26, 511 nucleotides long. RefSeq lists its product as uncharacterized. The coding region runs from base 71 to 511 and encodes 146 amino acids. The transcript is spliced from 2 exons. The record is from RefSeq and is a predicted model, not a curated record. NCBI's taxonomy places the organism in Eukaryota, Fungi, Ascomycota, Schizosaccharomycetes, Schizosaccharomycetales, Schizosaccharomycetaceae.